Molecule: messenger RNA, 748 nt
Organism: Triticum dicoccoides
Lineage: Eukaryota; Viridiplantae; Streptophyta; Magnoliopsida; Poales; Poaceae
Product: probable histone chaperone ASF1A
Exons: 2
Biological process (GO): DNA replication-dependent chromatin assembly
Cellular component (GO): chromatin; nucleus
Molecular function (GO): histone binding
Source: RefSeq, a predicted model, not a curated record
UUGUUGUUUGACUUGUCAGAUCUGGAAUGGAAGCUCACAUAUGUUGGAUCAGCUGAAGAUGAAACCUAUGAUCAGCAACUUGAGAGUGUGCUUGUUGGACCUGUCAAUGUUGGGACCUACCGUUUCGUAUUCCAGGCUGACCCACCGGACCCUUUGAAGAUACGUGAACAAGACAUCAUUGGUGUCACCGUGCUGCUAUUGACAUGCUCCUACGUGGGUCAGGAGUUCAUGAGGGUGGGUUAUUAUGUGAACAACGAUUACGACGAGGAGCAGCUGAGAGAAGAGCCCCCAGCAAAGCUAUUGCUUGACAGGGUGCAGAGAAACAUUUUGGCCGACAAGCCCCGUGUCACCAAGUUCCCCAUCAACUUCCACCCUGAACCUGGCACGAGCGCAGAACAGCCGCAGCAGGAUGCAGAACAGCAGCAGCAACCGACUUCACCGGAACCACAGACGGCUCCGGUAGAGCCACAGAUGGCGCCACUAGAGAACGUCACGUGUGAUGAGAUUAAGCCUAUUGCCGCUGGCCAAUGAUCAGAGUUGGGGUGCUAACGGUCUGUUCUCCAUGCCUUUUAUGGUGUCUUAAUGUUAUGAAUCGAGAGUGGUGGUUCUGCAUUGUACUGGUCUGUUAUUUACGUUUCACAAUCUGUUCUGUGGCAAAUGUUGGGUGUCUAGCUAUUUUUCAUGAUAAAGAGUACUUCUGCCUACUUUGUUGCACAUAUUUGAUUGUUACUGAGACUGGAAUGCUUCA